UACUUGGCGAAGAGCCUAGGUUUGGAUUCAGUGGGGUUUGGCUACCUGCAGACAACCUUUGGUGUCCUCCAGCUUGUGGGAGGUCCCAUUUUUGGAAGGUUUGCGGAUCAGUUUGGCACCCGAGCUGCCUUAAUUCUCUCCUGUGCGUCUGGAAGUGCCUUCUUCCUGGUCAUGUCCAUCUCCACCAGCAUCCCCCUCCUCUUCCUCUCCAGGCUGCCAGCAGUGUUCAUGCACGGGCUACCAGGUGCUCAGAAGCUUAUUACAGACCUGACGACUCCUUCCCAACGCGCUGACGCUUUGGGGAAGCUGGGUCUUUGCUUUGGAAUAGGCAUCAUCAUUGGCUCUGCCCUGGGAGGUGUCCUCUCCACCGCAUUUGGCGUUUUUGUUCCUAUGUAUGUCGGGCUGGUGGGAAAUCUCAUAAAUACCAUGAUAGCAAUGGUUUGGAUCCCUUUGCAGGCUAAACCAAAGUCAGACCAUCGUGUGACGGAGCACAGCACAUCGCCGUCUGGCAGCGUGUUUAGCUUCAGAGAAAUCCUAUGCCUGAUGAAGUUUCCGGGAGUAAUGGAAAUUUUCAUAGUCAAGGUCUUUGCUGGACUUCCCGUAGGUUUCUUCCUGAUAAUGUUUUCCAUCAUCUCUAUGGAUUUCUUUGGCUUGGAAGCAGUGGAGUCUGGAUACCUGAUGUCAUAUUUUGGUGUCCUUCAAAUGGUUGUCCAGGGCCUGGUUGUUGGAAAACUCACUAACCACUGCUCGGAGAGGACCCUGCUCAGGCUCAGCGUCUUUGUCUUCGCCGGCGUGGGCCUAGGCAUGGCCCUGAUGAGGACCGUGUGGCACUACUGCAUCAUUGCGGUGCCGCUGGUGUUCGCCUUCAGCAUGCUGGGCACCAUCACCGACAGCAUCCUCACCAAGGCCGUCCCCUCCUCCGACACCG
Messenger RNA from Fulmarus glacialis (Northern fulmar), 928 nucleotides. It is a transcript of the gene SLC67A1, whose product is annotated as solute carrier family 22, member 18. NCBI's taxonomy places the organism in Eukaryota, Metazoa, Chordata, Aves, Procellariiformes, Procellariidae. Gene Ontology annotation, biological process: transmembrane transport. Gene Ontology annotation, molecular function: transmembrane transporter activity. The annotation marks the transcript as partial. The record is from RefSeq and is a predicted model, not a curated record. The transcript has 8 exons.